Molecule: messenger RNA, 837 nt
Organism: Lemur catta (Ring-tailed lemur)
Lineage: Eukaryota; Metazoa; Chordata; Mammalia; Primates; Lemuridae
Gene: C6H12orf71
Product: chromosome 6 C12orf71 homolog
Exons: 2
Coding region: 1-837 (278 amino acids)
Source: RefSeq, a predicted model, not a curated record
AUGGCAGACUCAUCCUCUAGCAGCGACACAGAAGAUUGCAGGUCUGAAUGCAAAUCCAACCUGAGCCUGUCUGUGGGCUAUUUCCCCUGUGAGGAUACCUUCUGUGAGGACAUAAUGUCCUGUGAAGACACGCCUUCCCAGGGUUCUCCAAUCCACUUCCUCCCUCCUAUCCAAGGGACAUGGUGGACUGGAGGUACAGGGAGACUCAGGAGAAGACGAGACCAAAUUGAGGACCGCCCAGAGCAGUUCUGCAAACUAAGCAUUGCCCUCGCCUGGGAUGUUGAUGUGGGCUCUAACAGUGCAGACUCCAUAACUAAUUGGGAUCUAAAUGGCGACAAUCAGUGGAUGGACAAGUACCCAAGAGAGAGAACAAAACUGACUCUCAGCAAACUGGAUGGUCUUGUGCAAACGCUUGAGACGUUUCUAGAAAAUCAGAAAGAUCAUGAAGGUGAUAACUCUGUGUCCCCAGGAUCUACUCAGGAGGAAGAUUUCCAGCUGUCCAGCAAUCCCCCUCCAGAUAGGGCUCAGAUAAGCCAGGCAACUGGCAGCCAAAAGACAAGCACGCCAGGGAGUUCCUUAGUCUCGCUGGGGCAGGCGGUGAAGGAGGAGGACACGUCUUCCGACACACAAGCCCUAUCCUGUCUGAACUUUGGGUGGGUCUUCCGCUGGCUGAGGCAGCAGGUCCUCUCCUCUCUGCAGUGGAGAAUGCCCUCCGCGACAGCCACCCAAAGCCCCCCUCAGCCAGCACCAAAGAAAAGAUACUCUCGCAGAAGCAGGAGAAUCCAACCCCAAGAAUCCCCCACACUAGGACACCCUACAGCACCACCAGACUUUUAA